GUCUCCAGUUACUUUCGUUUCAAGCUACUCACUCCACGUGCAUGUGGCUUUUAAGACAAAGCCAAAAGAUCGCGCUGAUACAGCUAUCCAUCAUCGGUUUGUACGGUGAGUUAUCAGGACCAUAUGCGCUUUUUAAAGCAGGUCCAAGCAGGUGAGAUAGUGCUGUGCCAGGUUUAUCAAGUUUUACUAUCACCCCCCUAUGAUGGUGUUAUAUUAUCUAUCAUUCGAUAGCACUCGCAAUUUAUAUAAUACCUCCCUCAUCAAAGGGACAACAGAUGUUUGGUAAUUGAGAUCAACCUGAAACUGGGGCAGAUGCUGGGCUGUGGCCGAGUGUGUACAUAAAACCCACAUUAGUGCCAUUCAGAGAGAGAGAGAGAGAGAGAGAGAGAGACAGAGAGAGAGAGAGAGAGAGAGUGAGAGAGGGGGAGUGAGAGAGAGGAUGCUGCCAGAAAUACAUCUGUCCCUGAAGGUGCAACACAUUUGGAAGUAUUUCAAAGAAGUGAGCAAGUAUGACAUAAGACGCAAUCAAGUCCUAAUCCUCGGCGGCGCUUUAAAAUCCUCUCCGAAGUUUCUGCGGAGGUAAUUGCUGACAAUGUAAGAAGUUUUUUUUUUCCAUGACUGGAAAAGCUGAUGGGCUGAAGUAUCUUUUCGUGCCUGCAGAAGCAGCGCAUAUACACAUUUUGCUCUGUGCUUUAUUCGAUUAGGAUUGAUCCGUCCUCCAAAGCUGUAAUCCCAGCCUGUUUUUAAUUUAUUUAUAUUUUUUUCAAUGCUUGUUUUUGACUACGUGGGAGAAAAAAUUAAAGGAGCUCCUAUCUCUUUCUUUCCUACCAGACACACAAACACAAGCAUAUACACACGCACACACACACACACAGACACACACACACAUGCAAAUGCAUGCACCCACACUCCCUCUCUCUCUCACACACACACACACAGGCACAUGCAUGCACACACCUCACCAGGUGAAACGUCACAGAGCAAGGGGACUCAGCGCUCAUUAAGGGGGAGGCUGCAAUAUUCUGAAUCGAGACCAUGGGACUCCCAGCUCGCCUAUUUAUAGCAGCCGUGUCUCCAUGGCAGUCACCGCUGCGCUGGCAAAUCGCAGCCGCGGCCCCAGACGCCAAUUAAGAAUGAAACAAAUGCCUUUUAGAGAGGGGCGUGCCGACAUGUCUCUCCCACCCUUCUUCAGACUCUUUCCGCUCCGUGAGUGCAUCCUCUCCAUGCCUCUUCCGGAGGAUGCUCGGGGUAGAGGGAGGACGCCACGCAGAGAGCUGGCCGAGCUGUGCUGCGACGUUGGCUAUUUUUAAAAAGCCCCCCCCUUACACACACACACACACACACACACACGUACACACGUACACACGCACACACACACUCUCUCCCCCAGCCCCUCCUCCUCCUCCUCCUCAAGAAGGAGAGCAGAUGAGGGAUGUCUUCUUCUUGUUGUGCUGGUGUUUUUUAUGCUUCCCGUGCUAUUGUUUGUGAAUGUUGCAGCGAGUUUUGGGAUGUCGAUGGACGUGAUGAAUUGCUGUGACUCAUAGGGGCAUCAGAGAGUUCCAACAGGUCAGAAGAGUGAUGACCAUCCUGUUCCUUACUAUGGUUAUUUCAUACUUCAGUUGCAUGAGAGCUGCGCCCAUGAGAGAGGUGCCGGGCGUUGUGGGGGGCCACCGAGCCGAGGGCUACCUGGGGGCCGCCCGGGGCCACGGGACUCCACCGAGCGGGGGAGCACUGCCCUCGCUCACGGACACGUUCGAGCAGGUGAUCGAGGAGCUACUGGAAGUGGAGGGGGAGGCAGCGCAGGGCCAGGGAGGGGGGGGUCCCGGCAACGCAGCCACGGCCACGGCCGAGUCAAAGGACGUCGACACGUAUGCAUCGCGUGUGAUGAUCAGCAACCAAGUGCCUUUGGAGCCGCCGCUGCUCUUUCUCUUGGAGGAAUACAAAAAUUACCUGGAUGCCGCCAACAUGUCGAUGCGGGUGCGGCGCCACUCGGACCCGGCGCGGCGUGGCGAGCUCAGCGUGUGCGACAGUAUUAGCCAGUGGGUGACGGCCGUGGACAAAAAGACGGCUAUCGACAUGUCCGGCCAGACCGUCACCGUGCUGGAGAAGGUCCCGGUGGCCAAUGGGCAGCUGAAGCAAUACUUUUACGAGACCAAAUGCAACCCGCUGGGUUACACGAAGGAGGGCUGCCGAGGAAUAGACAAGCGGCACUAUAACUCACAAUGCCGGACAACCCAAUCGUACGUGAGAGCCCUCACCAUGGAUAGCAAACGGAAGAUCGGCUGGAGGUUUAUACGGAUAGACACUUCGUGUGUAUGCACAUUGACCAUUAAGAGGGGGAGAUAGUGUACACAAUGUAUAGAUUUUAUUGAGAGUUCUAACAAGAGAGAAAGAAAAAGAGUAAAUAUCUAUUUGUAUAUAUACAUAACAGGGUAAAUUAUUCCGUCAGAUGAAAAUUUUAUGGACUGCAUGUAAAAAAGAUGAAGUUUAUACAGUAAAGUGAUACUACAGUCUAUUUAUUGAACAUAUUCAUGACCUUGUAAACAAUUAAAAAAAGAUCUGAUCAGUCAUUUGCUCCCAGUUCAAAUUACUAUAUCACAUUCCGCAAGAUGUUGUGGUUUUCUUUACGUUGCCAAGAACUCAACAGAUGAGAGGAGAGAUUAUUUAAGAGAAAAAGAAAAAAAAAACUUGCAUGCUGCUUCAAUUGUGAAUUGAAAAAAAAAAACUGUCCACUUUCAGAAAACAAGACCACUAUUCCAACCAAAAGAUUCUGUUUACAUUUUCAGCAGUGACAGGACAUGCUCCUCUAAGUACUUUAACUGUUUCCUAUUCUAAACUUCUCAAGGUUAUGUUGGAAUUACAUACUAUGUCAAGGUGCUGUUGUCAAAGCUUUGCUGUUUAUUUUUUUAUCCCCACAAAAUGAAAGAUGAAAG
Pangasianodon hypophthalmus (striped catfish) is the source of this 2933-nucleotide messenger RNA. RefSeq names its product brain-derived neurotrophic factor (gene bdnf). Gene Ontology annotation, biological process: nerve growth factor signaling pathway; nerve development; regulation of neuron differentiation. Lineage: Eukaryota; Metazoa; Chordata; Actinopteri; Siluriformes; Pangasiidae. Gene Ontology annotation, molecular function: growth factor activity; nerve growth factor receptor binding. The coding region runs from base 1579 to 2346 and encodes 255 amino acids. The transcript has 2 exons. The record is from RefSeq and is a predicted model, not a curated record.